AUGAACCUGCGAUCUGCCGCGCUUGUUUCCAUCGUGGCUACCCUCUACGCCUGCUGCAUCGCUCAAUCCUCCGCCACCGCCACGGUGUCUGACCCGGCUAGUGCGAUUCAUUCUCCAAAUGAGGCCCUCGUGGUGGGCAAGCGAUUCCUACGCACGCCCGUAGCAGCGGUCGAUAAGGGCAAGAGCGAAGAGAGAGGGCUGGAUUGGUUUACCUCGAGUGCUGCCAAGGCGCUGAAAGCCCAAAAAAGAAAAUGGAUCAAGAGCGCGGAGAUUUACGAGGAUCUUGUCAUGCACCAGAGGACUACGUAA
Messenger RNA from Phytophthora sojae, 309 nucleotides. RefSeq names its product Avr1b-1 avirulence-like protein (gene Avh1b-63). The transcript has a single exon. The record is from RefSeq and is a predicted model, not a curated record. Bases 1 to 309 code for a protein of 102 amino acids. NCBI's taxonomy places the organism in Eukaryota, Oomycota, Peronosporomycetes, Peronosporales, Peronosporaceae.